AUUUUCGACUCACGCACUGCCAACAUAAAUUAAUUUGCACCUACAUAUGUGUGUAACUUUAUUUUAGCUCUCGCUACACACGGAUUAUAUAUAGUGAUCGGAAAGUAAAAUGUCACGGUUACACGCCAUGCCCAUAAAACAAGACAAAACCAUAGUUGAGUUGCACAAAGCUAAGAAGUUUGUGGCCGACUCUCUAUCCUCGGUUUAUGCCAGUCACACAAAAGUAGCACCAAACGGUCUAUUGAGCACUUAUUCUGUAAGUGGAAUCGAGGAUCGACACCUUACAGCUUCUCCCGAUUUACCGAGCCUUUUGGAACGCAGUUCCAAGUCUGAGAACAAGGAUCUAUAUGAUCUAUGCCUACUUCUGUUGGACAAAGAAGGCUAUGAGAGUGACUGUUCAGGGGGAAACAGGAGGAUCCCACGUCAACCCAAUGGCCAGGAUUCAGACAAGGCAAGGGCCUAUAUACGCAAUCAAGUGAAGCAGCAGCAAACAGCAAAGGAAGUCGAUGAAAAUCAAGGUGGUAACUGGAAAAGAAGCCCAUCUAUUCCUAAUAUGGGAGGCUUCAGAAAGAAAAAUAUUGUCAAGUCCAAGCUUAAGAAACAAAAUAGGGAAUGCACUGAAAAGAUAGUCGUACCUCUAAUCUCGAAACCUUAUCGUAAGUUAAGUCGCCAAAUUCCAGAAAGCAAUGUCACGCUCUGUGCCGAACCAGUCAUCACAGCUACGAAGCAGCCCAAAAUCCAAGAAAAAUUUCGAAAAAUGGUGAAUAGCGCACAAAAGGUUGCAGUCCAACCACAGUUGGAAGAGCCCGCUGAGAAACCCUUUCGAUAUUCCGAAAACCCAAAAAAAACCUUAAGAGCAGUCCUUGAACAAGUCGAGGGCAGAACAGUUCGGAAACAAUUGAUAGGACCAGAAUGGAAACCCGAUAUUCUAUCCACAAAGGAUUCAAAGGAAACUGCUGAAAAUAAAAACAUUAUCAAAAUACUAAGUGACUGGCCCUCCGAUCAGAUACAUAUUGUAUUAAAAUUCAUCGAUGAUCACCACACUUAUAGCCUACUCUUGCUGCUGGCCACCUUAGUUUACUUGGCCUAUAUCCUGUGCUACGAUGUUAGCGAACAUAUAAACGAGGAACGGCGAUAUCUGGCCAAGAUGAACAACUCGGCUGUGCCGAUGAAGUGUUUUUACUACCUGAUGCGACUGCUGAGGGUCCCCAUAUUCUGAUGGGCGAGGGAAAUGAAGGUUUUAAUCAAACAGUCUGCAUUUCGAUAAUAAAACGGCGCACUGUUAUUCAGUUCUA
This is a messenger RNA of Drosophila elegans, 1295 nucleotides long. RefSeq lists its product as uncharacterized. The transcript is spliced from 6 exons. The record is from RefSeq and is a predicted model, not a curated record. NCBI's taxonomy places the organism in Eukaryota, Metazoa, Arthropoda, Insecta, Diptera, Drosophilidae. Bases 110 to 1219 code for a protein of 369 amino acids.